UGCCAAUAAAUUUAUAAACGUGUACGCGCAGUGAUUGUGUUUUCUUAACAAUUAAUUGGUCCGCCUACUUUGUAUUGUUUGUUGUUGAAGUCCACGCGUGUCAACUAAUGAUGAGCAAGUGAUUAAAAAUUAGGGCUUCCUAUAAUUAGCAACCCGGUACAUGUAGUUUUAGCACGUUCGGUUCAUUUCUUACAAGGUCUUCUACGUGUAAAGAACAGUUUUUGUGUGAAUUCUUGUUUUAGUGAUUUUGUGUUGUGUGUUAAGUAUGGCUCGUCGUUUGUCAUUGCGCGAGGAUUCCCACUUUCUAGUGCGUUAUGUUUGUGACGACAAUCUUCAAGUGCGAAGCCGUGUGUUUUUCAAGACUCAGCCAGACUUGAAUAUUCAGUGUGGAAAUGAGUAUGACGUUCAGUGGGGCCGGCCUAAGGAAGUCGAUCGAGCUGUGGUCUUGCAUGCUGGAUGUGAGCAGGACAUGAGGGCCAAGCUGCGAGAGAUGGAAGAUACUGUGUGUCUACCAGCCUCUCCUUGCUCAUCAACUUCUAUGCCACCGUCACCCCGAUCUCCAACUCCACCGCCAAUCCAGGAACCCAAACGUCGCAAGAAAGAAAAGUCACUUGCAAAACCUGAGAAGCCCAGGGCAACUGUUCUUGCCGUUGGACAACCCCCAGCUCUACAACCUGCAGUGCCGGAGGCAGAGCCUGCUGAUCCACCGACGUGUCAGCCUGUUGAAGCCCCGUCCGCGUCAGCUGAUCCGCCAAUCUGUGAACCACGAUCGCCAUCCACUCCAGUUCAGGGCACCACUCCCGUACGGUUCCGUCCCUACCGCAACUCCACUGCAGAAGAAGGCGCCGGAAGUUCCUUUCAACUGGCCUUGAUGAGGGAAAUGGUGGAAAUGCGUCAAGCCGUCGACACCCUGACAAAGAAGUUGGACGCUGCCAACCGCCGCAUUGCAUCGUAUGAGGCCGCACAGAAGACUGUGCUCAUGAACACUAACGUCUUGAUCGACAUCGCAAGGAACAUCCGAAGCAAGCGCCAGGAUCCCAUCGCUCCAGUGACCGCAUCAACAACAACAUUCUCGCUGGACGACAUACCGGAGGAACACGCAAUCGGUGAUGAGGAACUGCGCCAGAUUGUGAGAGAUUCCAGGAACGCCGGUAACUUUGCCGUCAACCUCUGCAGAAAAUUGUGGCCGGAACUCUACGGUGAAGGAAACCUUCGGUUUUCCUACAACUGGUACGGUGGUGGCAAACACAACAAGCAAGAGCUGGACCGUGUAAGGAAAGGCGUGGUGAAGAAGUAUGUGUGUUUCUUCUACCCCGAAGUCGUGAGUGAAGAUUCGUGGAGAGAGAGGAUCGUCACUCGUAUCAACGAGUCCCUACGACGCAACGACAAGCGUUCAACGAAGAACACCACCGUCACCAGUGACAUUCCUAUCCCUCCUCUGGAACCGGCUUGUGAUGACGAUGUGUUUACCUUUACAGACAUGUGACUUGUGUUGUGAUGAAUUAAAAACUGACUGUACACAUUUUGCACUUGUCAAGCAUUUGUUCUUGCGUUCAUAAAUGCUAAACUUGUUACCAUUUGACAAUUUUGAAU
Molecule: messenger RNA, 1593 nt
Organism: Magallana angulata
Lineage: Eukaryota; Metazoa; Mollusca; Bivalvia; Ostreida; Ostreidae
Exons: 2
Coding region: 266-1486 (406 amino acids)
Biological process (GO): rDNA heterochromatin formation
Cellular component (GO): heterochromatin
Molecular function (GO): DNA binding
Source: RefSeq, a predicted model, not a curated record